GCAUACCCAGUCCUUUGGGUGCUAAUUCGGGAGUCAAGCUUUUUCAAUAGAACGAAAGUUAUCGGUGGCUUGGGAUGCCGGGGAAGAUGGGAUGGGAUGGGAUGGGAUGGGAUGGGAUGGGAUGCCCCAUCCCGAGCCGUUUCCGGCAGUUUGGUUGGUGUUGACCGCCGGCCUCGUGGCGUGGUCGUCUUGGGUAGGAGCUAUGGCUUGUGGGGAUAAGCUUCUUUGCCAAGGGACUAGGGGCCACUGCGCCUGGUCUGCCAUUUCCCGGGUUUUUUUUCUUUUUUUCUUUUUUUUUUUCUCUUUUACUUCUCUAGUAGGUAAGGUAGGAAGAAUUCCUUCUUUGGGUCACCUGUCCGAUGCAUCGCAAGUUACGGGUUGUUCAUCUCAUUCCUGUCCGUAUCUGAAUUCUGGAACGAAAAGAGAGGUUGGGCUGUCGCGGUCAUCGAAUAAUACUUGGAGAAAUUCGACUGCUGAAGCGCGUUGGGGUUGACGUUUCGCGUUUAGGACAACACGUGACUGGCCCAUGAGAUGAGACGAAGGCUCGACGAUGGAGCCUCGAAGCGUAUUUGCCCAGUGUGGCAACUGAAUGUAAGGACGAACUACCUAAACCAGUUAUACUAGGAGA
This is a messenger RNA of Chaetomium strumarium, 628 nucleotides long. RefSeq lists its product as uncharacterized. Bases 92 to 493 code for a protein of 133 amino acids. The record is from RefSeq and is a predicted model, not a curated record. The transcript has 2 exons. Lineage: Eukaryota; Fungi; Ascomycota; Sordariomycetes; Sordariales; Chaetomiaceae.